Molecule: messenger RNA, 968 nt
Organism: Leptonychotes weddellii (Weddell seal)
Lineage: Eukaryota; Metazoa; Chordata; Mammalia; Carnivora; Phocidae
Source: RefSeq, a predicted model, not a curated record
UGAUGUGUAGUUGGAAGUUGAGUCAGUCUCGUCUCACGAUGAGAAGAUAGUGCAGAGUGGAAUGCUGGCUAUUAUGGAACACCUGCUGGAAGGACAGAGUCUGAAUCUCAAGGUUCACCAGAGUGGCUCGGGCUGGUCUCCAGUGUUCGUGGAAGACAACCUGGGGGUGAUGUCAGUGGGUUUCCUACUCAGCAGUCCUGAUGAUGCCGUUAUCUGGAGGGGACCAAAGAAAAAUGGCAUGAUCAAGCAGUUCCUUCGUGACGUGGACUGGGGAGAGGUAGACUACCUUAUCGUGGAUACCCCGCCCGGCACGUCAGACGAACACCUGUCGGCCGUCCAGUACCUGUCGGCGGCACACAUCGAUGGGGCUGUGAUAAUCACCACCCCUCAGGAGGUGUCCCUCCAGGAUGUCCGGAAAGAGAUCAACUUCUGCCACAAGGUGAAGCUGCCCAUCAUCGGAGUGGUAGAGAACAUGAGCGUCUUCAUCUGCCCGAAGUGCAAGAAAGAAACUCAGAUAUUCCCACCAACAACGGGGGGUGCAGAGGUCAUGUGCCAGGAUCUGAAGAUCCCGCUCCUCGGAAAAGUGCCUCUGGAUCCACACAUAGGUAAGAGUUGCGACAAAGGACAGUCUUUUUUGAUGGACGCACCGGAUUCUCCAGCCACUUUUGCCUACAGAAGUAUCAUUCAAAGAAUUCAGGAGUUCUGUGGUCACCAUCCCCCGAAAGAAGAGCACUUCCUCAGUUCCUGAAACACACGAGAGCAUUUGAGACGCAAGCUGCACGUGCAACUCAGCCUGAGCAGCCUGGGGACAGUGUGGGGGUCUUGGGCAGAAAGGGACCAGAUUCUGCUAGGGUGUGAAGUCAUUUUUGCAGAGACACUUUAAUUGUAGUAUUUACACUUUUCGACAUAUAUAAAGGCAUUCUUUACAAACAUGUUGUCUUAAGAAUAAAAAUGUCUCCUCAAACCUC